AUGGGACGCUCGGCUGUCCUCCUCGCCGUGGCCCUGGCCACCCUCCUGGCUCCGGGGACAGGGGCUCCCGUCGGCAGGAAGGUCUCCCGGAAUAAGCUGCUGCUGGUGUCCUUUGACGGCUUCCGCUGGGACUAUGACCAGGACGUACCCACUCCCAACCUGGACGCCAUGGCACUCGACGGGGUGAAAGCACGCUACAUGACCCCGGCCUUCGUCACCAUGACCAGCCCCUGCCACUUCACCCUGGUUACUGGCAAAUACAUCGAGAACCACGGCGUGGUUCACAACAUGUACUACAACACCACCAGCAAGGUGAAGCUGCCCUACCACGCCACGCUGGGUGUCCAGAUGUGGUGGGACAAUGGCAGCUUACCCAUCUGGAUCACAGCCCAGAGGCAGGGCCUAAAGACCGGCUCCUUCUUCUACCCUGGCGGGAACGUCACCUACCAAAACGUGGCCGUGACGCUGAGCCGGAAGGAAGGCGCUCUGCACAACUACGGAAACGAGGCGGAGUGGAAAGCCAACAUCGACACGGUGAUGAGCUGGUUCACGGGGGAGGGCCUGGACCUGGUCACGCUCUACUUCGGGGAGCCCGACUCCACGGGCCACAAGUACGGCCCCGAGUCCCAGCAGAGGAAGGACAUGGUGAUGCAGGUGGACAGGACCGUGGGCUACCUUCGGGACAGCAUCAGGAGCAGCGGCCUGGAGGACAGCCUCAACCUGAUCAUCACCUCAGACCACGGCAUGACCACCGUCCACAAGCAGGCCCAGGACCUGGUGGAGUUCCACAAGUUCCCCAACUUCACCUUCAAGGACAUCGAGUUUGAGCUCCUGGACUACGGGCCGAACGGGAUGCUGCUCCCCAAGGAGGGCAGGCUGGAGAAGGUGUACGAGGUCCUCAAGGACGCCCACCCCAAACUGCACGUCUUCAAGAAGGAGUCCUUCCCCUCGUCCCUCCACUAUGCCAACAACUCCAGGAUCACCCCCUUGAUCAUGUUCAGCGACCCUGGCUACGUCAUCCACGGGAGACUGAGCGUGCAAUUCAACAAGGGGGAACACGGCUUUCACAACAAUGUCACAGACAUGAAGACCAUCUUCCGGGCCGUGGGCCCCAGCUUCAAGCGGGGCCUGGAGGUGGAGCCCUUCGAGAGCAUCCACGUGUACGAGCUCAUGUGCAAGCUGCUGGGCAUCGUGCCCGAGGCCAACGACGGGUCCCUCAGCGUCCUGCUGCCCACACUGCAGGAAACCAGCCACGGGCCCCUCAGCACCGUGUCGCCCACACUGCAGAAAACCAGCCACGGGCCCCUCAGCACCGUGUCGCCCACACUGCAGAAAACCAGCCACGGGCCCCUCAGCACCGUGUCGCCCACGUCCCCCUCAGCGCCCCUCACCCAGACCGCGGAGCUGCGGGAGCCUCUGUUGCCAUGGCUACCCGCCGCGCUCCGGGCUCCGCGCCGCGCGGUGGGUGGUGCCAGGGCCGCAGGCGGUGCGCAGUCCCUGAGCGCGGCGCUGGGGGCGCAGGCGGGACGCGACGGGCACGCCGCGCGCUCCGCGCACACGCACGCCGCCCUGUCACGGCGCACCCCCACACCCCACCCACCUUGCGGGGCCGCUUCAGAGGCGGGGUGGCCUCCUAGGCACGCACCCCCCCCCCCGACCGGACAGUCGGCGCGGCUGUCCGGGGAUGCCCCCACCAUCAACCCUACCGGAGCGCCCAGACACCUGCAGCCUGCCCGCCCCCCCUCCCCGGCGCGGGAGCAGCUAAAGCGCAGCGGGCCGUGUCGGAGGGGGUGUCAGCCAAACCCCGGGGAACGCCUGAACGACACCUCCCAGUCUUCCGAUAAAACAUGCAGGGUGACCGUAUGCCCCAACUGGAAUUGA
Messenger RNA from Prionailurus viverrinus (fishing cat), 1881 nucleotides. RefSeq names its product ectonucleotide pyrophosphatase/phosphodiesterase 7 (gene ENPP7). The transcript has 7 exons. Lineage: Eukaryota; Metazoa; Chordata; Mammalia; Carnivora; Felidae. The record is from RefSeq and is a predicted model, not a curated record. Bases 1 to 1881 code for a protein of 626 amino acids.